GAAGCUGCACAUCGCGGCGGACCCUCAGAGCCAGAGGCAGCAGCUGCAUCUCCUCCUUCACCUCCUCCUCCUCGUCCGCUACUCUGCUCCAGCACCACCGGGGCGACCUGACCAGUGGGGUGGGGGUUCGGUGGUGCAACAUGCACCGCUGAACAGUUCCAGUCGGGCCCUGCGCACGUUCUUCAAACUCUUGGCGGGAUUUACGCGGACGAACGGACGGAGACGGAGUCGGGGUGGAUCCGGCGCGCGGGGAGCCGUGAGUUGGAGUUGGUAAACUGGAAAACUUCACAUCUGGAGCAGAUUCUUUUUGUGUUCUGAGCAACGCGCUCCGGUGGAGGGGCUCACCGCGGGCAUUGUCCUCAUCCUCAUCCUCAUCCGCCGCUGCGCACCGUGACGCGCGCCGGACCCCCGACUGUUUCUCCCGUCGAGUCCGGGGGAGGGAAACAAAAAAAAAAACCCUCAGUGCUUCUUGAGUUUUCUCCUCCACGCUGGAUUUAUCACCCCAGGCCCGUGCGCGGUCUCACGUCCCGGGGAUGCCACCCGUCUCACGCCCCCGUCCUCCUCUGGGUCGGAUUGGGAUGGACGUCGCGCCGUGAGGAGGCAACCAUCUUCCGGAUAACCACAGUUUGGACCUCUUUUUUCGGCUCCCUCAUGCAGCUCCUCCGGCCGGCCUGGGCUCUGACUGCCGCUGCGCUCUGCUUCCUGCUCCUCCUGCUCCUCCACGACCACAUCCUGAGAGAAGGUCAGCUGGCGGCGGGGACCUGUGAAAUUGUCACUCUGGACCGGGACAGCAGCCAGCCGAGGAGGACCAUCGCCCGACAGACAGCCCGCUGCGCCUGCAGGAAGGGAGAGAUCGCCGGGACGACACGAGCCAGACCAGCCUGUGUCAACGUUCGUAUUGUCAGGAGUCGACAGUGGUGUGAGAUGAGCCCUUGUUUGGACGAUGAAGGUUGCGAUCUCCUGGUCAACCAGUCGGGCUGGACCUGCACACAACCAGGAGGCCGAGUCAAGACCACCACGGUCUCCUGACAGCGGCGGCAAUGACAGACGCUCCCCAUAGAAACAUUGGCAUCCAUCGUCUAUCACCGGCCGCCCCUGAGCCGAGCGUCUGCUCCUGCUGAUGACCCAUCAACAGCCACUAUCAGGACGUCUGCGCUUGUUGCUUCAGUCAUGGGUGGACUGUGGAAAACUGCUGCCCGGAAGAGUAUUUUCUGGGAAGAGUUAGACUUCCGGGAGAUUCGAAUAGUGGCGUAUGGCGAAGCUUCUGGAUAGAUUUCCUCUGUUUGGCACCAAAGUCUGUUUCGCUUUAACAGACCCAAGAUGCGCAGAGCGACAGCAGUGAGACGUUUCAUGGGGAUGGGGACUCACAGAACUUCCCCACAGUACCCGACUCAUGUAAAGAAAUGAACACAUUGUGAUAUAUAAGUGACUUCACAGAGGCAGAGUGAUACGGCAUACGAGUUGAUAAAACAUGUAACUGUAUGAGGAGAAGUUGUUGAUGUUUCUGUUGGCACAGUCCAUCUGUUUAUGUACUGAACAUCAGACUGGUGGAGAAGGUAAACACAUCAUAUCAGGCUUUUUUGGAUAAGAACAUAAAACUUUGUGCACUUCUGGCAGAACCGUUUCAAACAUGAACUAAUUUAAUCAGGGCAGGAAGAACAUGGUAACCAUGGGAACGUAGUCUGAUAGAAAAAUAUGUGAAUGCAUACAGAUUAAACAGAUAUGAACCUCAGACGUCAAAAUGUGACAAGUAAAUUUUGAGCCCAUUUUGAUUAAUCUCUUUUCCAUAGAUUAUCUGAGGUUUUAUUUAUACAGCCAUUUAGCUGAUAACCAAAACAGCUGACGAACGAGCCACCGAUGGUGAAACAUGAAUCACACAGUCACAAUAAAAUGAAAUGCUCAUUAUUGAUUUGAUCAGUAUAGAUAAAACAGAUAUUUAUUUUACUACAGCAGCAGCACGACUCAGCAGCACAUCGUGUUUAAAUACGAGGCUAUUUAAAAAGGUGUGUCAGUGGGAAAAGUCUGCACACUGACUACAAGCCGCUAUAUUUAUUAUAAAAAGACAAUGUCUUUAAAAAUACAUAUAGUAUAUGUGCAAUGGUGGAGAAUAUAAGAUGACAACAAGAAGAUGACCCUUAAAGCUACAGUGUGUAAUAUUUAGAAGAACACAUUCACAGAAAUUGAAUAUAUUGUAAUAUAUGUAUACUCACCUGCAACAAAGAACCAUUGUUUUCGUCAACUUUGAAUGAGCUCCAAGUAAUUCACCAUGUUUGCUAUGUCGUGUUGAAUACGAUUGCACAAAAUGGUCCAGAAUCCGUUUUAUAUGCGUUGAAAUUUUCAGCGCUGCUGGAAAACGGAAAUUCGAUCAGCGGUGUGCCACCAUAAAGUGUCCCUGUCUGUUGUUCACUUGGUUUGCAGGUUUAGCACCAGAUGCUACCAUGAAAUUACAAAAAUGUCACACUGGGGCUUUAAAUGAAACUGAAUUCCCCCCCCCCCCCAAAAAAAGUAAUAUUCCUGCUCCUGAACAUUUAGUUUUGUGCCAAUCAGUAGGUGUGGGUGAAGUAACUGGACUCCAAAUGGACUCACAAAUACCCCAAAUUUUUUUUUGUAAUAAUGGAAAUUUAUGACGUUAUGUUGACAGAAUGACAAAUGGUUCAAAACUCAACCACAAGGUCACACUGCAGCCCUCAGACAGUGUACACAUACAAAAAUAAUAUAGUAUUGCAUGGUUCUACAGUAGCCUAUGGACGAAUCCAACAAGUCCUCCAACUCAUACGACGAACUCUGUCGUAUGUGGUAAAUACCUUGACCGUUUCCAAUAACAGCGCCUCUACUGGUGGUAGGAGGUACUCCACAAAUACUUUUUGCCUCAGAGCAUCGUGGGUUUUAGACGCGAAAUGAGCUUUUUAAGUUAAGGGUGAUGGUUAGGAUGACAUGGCAGAGAAUCAUUUCAAUAACAGAAUAUAAGGAAAUCCAUUUACAUACAAACUUGACGGACUUACCUGGUCCAAAGCUGACCUCUAGCGGCCGUGUACAUAACUACUGCUAGAGUACAAAUACGUCGUAAAACACUGUUUAAAAAAACAACAGUGUUCGUCGUGCGAGUUGGGGGACAGGCUUGACAAAUCAUACACUGGAAGGAGAGUGUGAGCUGAGAGGAUAUCACUUGGUUGCAAUCUGCAACCCUGCCUCUAGAUGCCACUAAAUUCUACACACCUAACCUUUGAUACUGGUGAAGUAUCUUGUAUUAAGUAUUAUUGUUAUACUUGGUACCCUACCACCUGCAGACUAACGUUAGUGGAGCAGAGAACAAACUGCAGCAACAAUAAAUGAACCUGGCUGACCAACACACACUGCACCACUUUACAAAAUGUCCAACAACUCUGGAUGAACUCUGGUCUCAGGUGUAGAAAACAAUUCUCUCCAUAGUCCGUGUCCUUUUAACGGAUUCACCCGCACUGCUCCAGAGAGGCAGUUGUCCACCACAAGUUACAAACACAACAGGGAAGAAGCCUGUAAGAAAUAAGUUAAAAUGAGCUUAAAUAAAAAAGCUGGAUACUCCUGCGCUCCUUUCUAGGUUUUUCUCUGCGAGUCACUGGUCCUCAUCAUUAGUAUUAGAACUGUUUCAUUAGCAGCUCAGUCUGUAAAGUAGUCAGGGGCUUGUGUCAAAGUGCACUGGAGCAAGAAUCAAGAAUCGUUUGGAUGGAAAAAUGAGUCUGAAUGGAAUCGAGACAGUAGGAAUGGAAUAAAAUCAAAGUAUGAGUUUCCCACCCCUUCAAUUAAACAUUAGAUAUUAGCAUAAUAACAUGCUAUACAUUAGAGUGAAUAAUUCACCUACUUAGCAUUAGCAUACAGGUACACCUGUCCGUAAAUACAGUAUCACAGAGACACAAGCACGGGUGUAGACGAAAUGAGCAACUAUACAUUGAUGGAACAAUUGAAGUAAUUUUAAAACUACAAAACCUCCUUCCUCCUUCCCUAAACCCUCCUCCAAGAACAGUCAUUUAUUCAUCAGAAAAGUUCCCUGUGGAGCAGUGGACUAGGGAUAAAGUUUAUCUCGACUCAAAAUAAUGUUUUUCUUCUUGUUACUUCAGUUGCAUGUUUGAGCUUCUCUGUGCAGUAUGAUGUAUUUGCAGAGUUUGGCAUUGCAAGGCAGUUUUCACAUUUAUCUUCCGAAAGUGGAAAGUCUCAGUCUGAAAGUCAUUGUGCUCGUAAAACACAACUAGUUUGGAAACAGAUCCUGCUCCAGUGUGCAGCUUCCACAAAUGUAAUGUGGAAUGUGAAAAAUCCAGUGCACAGACAUACACUGAGAAUUGACUUUGCAGUGAAGUUGUAGACAUCUUGUGUCCAAUGAUUCAACUUUUAAAAAUGAAAAUAUUUACAUAUUCAUAGAAGGAAUUUUUUUUUUCUGCUGGAAAACGUCAUGUAUAUUGUUCUACGCAGGCAUGCUGUUUAAUGUCUGCCAGGCCACCGUGUGCCACAGAAAAAACACUCCACGACAGACCUUGCAGUGGGCUUUGUGCUAAUUUUCACUGACAAUGUCCAGCCAAGUAUUUUAUUUCUGUAAACACUUUCGCUUCACUGGUGCCUGUUUGGGGCCGACAUUUCCCGCCUGCAUUCUGGGAAUAAGACCCGCCCUACUCUGACUCUGACUGGCUCUGUGUCUAAACUUAACCAAUCAGAGGCACAGUAGAAAUUACGGAACAAAUCACCAUUCCUAAUUUUUGUGGAUGGGUGUCAACACUAGCAGCACCUCCCAAUGUACAGAUGAUUUACACUAUAUCCAACUUUGAAAUAUUCUUCAAGAUGUUUGUUUUUGGUGUGUAAAGUUUCCACUUCUUAUCAAAAAAAAUGCUGAAUCCUAAACUGAGGAUUCCCCUUCUCCACCAGACUGCAUUUUACAUUUUCCAGUGCCAUAUUUGAACAAAUGCAUUCAAGCAUGGCAGGUUUUACUGAAACAACGAGCAAACCAUUUCACACUAGAAAACCAAGCUGUUGUGUCUGUUUGGGGGUGGGUAAAGAAACAUUAAAUGUAUUUUCAAAAGCUUAAAGUUCUAUAUUUAACAAAUGUAUAUGUUGUAUCUUUGUAGGAAACCUUAUUCGCAAUGAUGUUGCACAUCACACACUGGAUUCGCAGCAGCCUGCAGCACAUGGAGCAUUUUUGCUGUUCAAAGCUCACUGGUGAUUUCUGACAGGGUUUCAGCAGGGAUGGGGGGCAUUAUGAUUCCACUCUCUGACAAGUUCCUUCCUAAAAAACAAAAGGUAGAAUGAGAAAUUAAGUGUCAUGUUGGAGGAGGAUGAACACCAAUCAAAGGGAUUUUUUCAACUGUAAAGCAUUAGUAAA
Scophthalmus maximus (turbot) is the source of this 5344-nucleotide messenger RNA. Its product is annotated as chemokine-like protein TAFA-5. Lineage: Eukaryota; Metazoa; Chordata; Actinopteri; Pleuronectiformes; Scophthalmidae. The coding region runs from base 652 to 1029 and encodes 125 amino acids. Gene Ontology annotation, molecular function: receptor ligand activity; G protein-coupled receptor binding. The record is from RefSeq and is a predicted model, not a curated record. The transcript has 4 exons. Gene Ontology annotation, biological process: G protein-coupled receptor signaling pathway.